UAUCGCCAAACACCAUAUGUGCCAGUGAAGUGUGUUUACACACAAACCCCUCUGCUGUCGGCUAUUCUUAGUGGGGAAAGCUAAGUAACUUGAACCCACUACCAGGAAAGCUUUCCCACUGAGCUGGUGGUCUGCCAGUUCAGGGGGACGGCGAAGGGACCCUUACCCCACUUACGCAUUGCUCAUGCUGGGUCAGACGCCCUGUUGCCGUUGGGCAGUGGCUGUUGCAGUGGAUGGUGUCUGGGGGGUGUGCAGGGUGCUCGGCCCGUGCCGGCGUGGUUUAUCCGCCACGCGGGGAAGAGGAUUUGCCAGCACUGAGCCGUGGUGUAGGAGCAGGACAGCAGCUGCGGGCGGUCAGCUGACAACAGGAGUCGCCGCGCGGUCACUCACCAGCGUCGUCUCUCCUCGUGGUUGUCACCAUUUGCCCUUCUGCCGGCGGGGACGGGACACAGAGGGCACCCUGGGAUUGCUCUGCAGGACUUUGCUGGUCAGGUCCAGGGGCCUGGCUGUGCUCUCGAGAUAUGAGAAGCCCUACAGGACUAUACCAGCACCUGCUCCAGCCCCUGCACCUGUAUCUUCUGCAAACAUGCCCCAGACCAAGGCACAGGACAUGGGCUCCGCCUUCAUCCAGACGCAGCAGCUCAACGCUGCCAUGGCCGACACCUUCCUGGACCACAUGUGCCUGCUGGACAUCGACUCCGAGCCCACCACCGCACGCAACACUGGCAUCAUCUGCACCAUCGGACCUGCCUCUCGCUCCGUGGACAUGCUGAAAGAGAUGAUCAAAGCCGGCAUGAACAUCGCUCGCAUGAACUUCUCCCAUGGAUCCCACGAGUACCAUGGGGAGACCAUGAAGAAUGUCCGCGAGGCGGCCGAGAGCUUCGAACCCGGCAGCAUCCACUACAGGCCAGUAGCCAUCGCCCUGGACACCAAGGGCCCAGAGAUCAGGACUGGACUCAUCAAGGGGAGUGGCACGGCCGAGGUGGAGCUGCAGAAGGGCAACAAGAUCAAGGUGACCGUGGACGACGCGUUCAUCGAGAACUGCGACGAGGAAACGCUGUGGCUGGACUACAAGAACAUCACCAAGGUGGUGGAGAUCGGCAGCAAGGUCUACAUCGACGACGGACUCAUCUCCCUACAGGUGCUCGAGAUUGGCGGCGACUACCUGACGUGCGAGAUCGAGAACGGUGGCACGCUGGGCAGCAAGAAGGGCGUGAACCUGCCCGGCGCGGCGGUGGACCUGCCAGCCGUGUCGGAGAAGGACGUCAAGGACCUGCAGUUCGGCGUGUCGCAGGGCGUGGACAUGAUCUUCGCCUCCUUCAUCCGCAAAGCGGCCGACGUGCAUGCAGUGAGGGCCGUGCUGGGGGAGAAGGGCAAGAACAUCAAGAUCAUCAGCAAGCUGGAGAACCAUGAGGGCGUGCGCAGGUUUGAUGAGAUCAUGGAGGCUAGUGAUGGCAUCAUGGUUGCCCGUGGCGACCUGGGUAUCGAGAUCCCCACAGAGAAGGUUUUCGUGGCCCAGAAGAUGAUGAUUGGACGCUGCAACAGGGCCGGCAAGCCAAUCACCUGUGCCACACAGAUGUUGGAGAGCAUGAUCAAGAAGCCCAGGCCGACCCGUGCCGAGGGCAGUGACGUGGCCAACGCCGUGCUGGAUGGAGCCGACUGCAUCAUGCUGAGCGGAGAGACGGCCAAGGGAGACUACCCCCUGGAGGCCGUGCAGACACAGCACAAGAUCGCCCGCGAGGCCGAGGCAGCCAUGUUCCACCGGCAGCUGUUUGAGGAGCUGCGGCGCUCCACGCAGCUGACGCGCGACCCCACCGAGGCGGUGGCCAUCGGGGCCGUGGAGUCCUCCUUCAAGUGCUGCGCCAGCGCCAUCAUCACCCUCACCAAGACCGGCAGGUCUGCCCAGCUGAUCUCCCGGUAUCGCCCCCGCGCCCCUAUCAUGGCGGUGACGCGUAACGACCAGACGGCGCGCCAGUGCCACCUGUACCGCGGCAUCUUCCCCGUCUUCUACAACAAGCCCGCCCACGACGUCUGGGCCGAGGACGUGGACAUGCGCGUCAACCACGCCAUGGAGAUGGGCAAGGCCAGAGGCUUCUUCAAGACCAACGAUGCCGUCAUCAUCCUGACCGGCUGGCGCCCCGGCUCCGGCUACACCAACACCAUGCGUGUGGUCCUGGUCCCCUAAGCUGCCCCUCUCUCCUCCUUUCUACCCCUCCAUUGCUCCCUCUCUGCGGGGAGCUGUCCCCCCCGCGCCCCCAAUUGCACCCCUCCUCAACUCCCCUCUCAACCCCUACCCACCAAAAAUUUGAUCCACACCAGGUAGCCGUUCGUCCAACUCUACCAAGGCUCUUGUUAGGACCACCAUCCCACUCCACACACUCGCACACUCCCCCCACUCCAACGCUACCGUUUCUAGGUGUAGGAAACCAAUGACAGGAGGAAGAUCCUGCCCAGCCUCUUCCAUAUUUAAGGGCCAGUUAAUGUGGCGCCGGCUUGACUCAAAUUUGUAAAGAAAUGCAAAAACAAAAGUCAAAACACACCAGUAAUCCAGACCAGUGUAUGUGAUCUACCAGUGUCUGAACCUCCUCUGCACACACACAGGCACACAAAUACUCUCCACUGCAUUCCCUGAAGUUCUCAUGAUCUGAUCCCAGAGCAGCUUGAGUGGCUAUUUAUUCACUAUAUUUCUUAGCAAGACACCAGUGUGUAGAAGCCUGACUGAAAGUGCUGUUGUCUGGACCGUUUGCAUGCACUCCUUCUUUCCCUCCCUUCCUCCAUCCCUGACCUAUUAACCCCCCCCCCCCCAUCCCCUGAUGCCUAAUGUCUUAUGAAAGUCGUUAGGCAUUGAAACAAGCCACACCCCUUUCCCCUUAAAUGAAGAUGGUUACUGAACGCAAUGUUGUUUCCCACCAACUCGAACAAAACGUGGCUUUUCUGAAGCACUUGUGGGGGUCUAUGACGCUCAUGCCCAGACCAUGAGCCCAGGGGUGACACCCCCACCGCCCCCCCCCCCCCCCAAUCCAAUCUUCCCCUCUCGGAUCCCACCCCCACCCCUCUUACAUGGCCAGCAUAGGUCAGUUUGUUUUGUGUUCUGUAUAUGCGCUUCUGCUGUGUUUUAAGUGUUGCAAUCCUCAUCUACUGUAGACAAUGUUACACUCUGUAUUAUACUUGACGUUGAAAACAAUGGUGGCACCUUUUUUUUCUUUCUUUCUUUCUUCUUUCUUUCUUCUUGGGUUCAUCAGCAAUCAGUGCGGUUUAACUUUUUUUUUCCUAACUGAAGAGAAGUGUUAAUAUUUGGCUGCCUGAUGAUUUUUUUUUUAGUUUGUAUUAGACCACCGUUACUAUUUUAAUGUUCUGUAUUUAGAACACGUGUAUGUGUGAAUAGGAAAGCCUGUAGAGGGCGAAGAUGAUGUAAUGGCACGUUAACUACCAAGUCCACUCCUGAGGAUUGUGGGUAAUAUUCCCGAAGUGUGUAACAUAGAUCGGAUGUGUGAGGGCUGCUGGCUUGGUUGCUGUGUUGGGGGACAAAACGGCACUUUGGAAAGUGUGUUCGGUUGGUUAUUUGCUUAUACUUUUUUUUGUCCUUCUUCAACAUUGUCCAUUCUGUCUAAUGGUAUCUGGGACACAUAAACUUUGGCACUGUUUUUGUGUUUGUCUGUGUGUGUGCGCGCGUGUGUCUGAGGAUCUGAGUGUCUGUCUGAUGAUGUGAAUGAAUGUUUCUCAUCCUGUAUUACUAAGUCUGUUCACCUAAGCUUCUUUGACUGUGUCGCAAGGGUUUGAGGUCUGUGGCUGUGUAUAAACAAAACGAGUAACGCUGUGUAUCAAUCUGGUGUGCUGCGCUGUCCUCCGAGUCCGGACUGCAAUCAAUAAACGAGCUGAUGAGCACCUGAA
Engraulis encrasicolus (European anchovy) is the source of this 3891-nucleotide messenger RNA. RefSeq names its product pyruvate kinase M1/2a (gene pkma). Gene Ontology annotation, molecular function: magnesium ion binding; potassium ion binding; pyruvate kinase activity. The record is from RefSeq and is a predicted model, not a curated record. NCBI's taxonomy places the organism in Eukaryota, Metazoa, Chordata, Actinopteri, Clupeiformes, Engraulidae. Gene Ontology annotation, cellular component: cytoplasm. Gene Ontology annotation, biological process: glycolytic process. Bases 185 to 2185 code for a protein of 666 amino acids. The transcript has 11 exons.